Amblyraja radiata (thorny skate) is the source of this 4716-nucleotide messenger RNA. Its product is annotated as protein NDRG3-like. NCBI's taxonomy places the organism in Eukaryota, Metazoa, Chordata, Chondrichthyes, Rajiformes, Rajidae. The record is from RefSeq and is a predicted model, not a curated record. The transcript has 16 exons. The coding region runs from base 649 to 1764 and encodes 371 amino acids.
CGUGGCCCAUUCACUCCACAGCCGGUCGCUCGCUCGCCCUCACACACAAAUAAUUCGACUUUUAAACCACUUUGAGCCAAAAAUAAAACACGUAAAAAAAUUCCCAGCGUCGCCUCGGAUAAAUUAGCGACUGAUAGGGGGGGGAAGGGGGGUUGAAUUUUAAGAUCAAACUGAAAAUGAAUAGUGUGUUAUUUACCUCCCCCACCCCAACCCCCAACUGUUUGUUGAUAUGUUCCCGGUCGCAGUCGGGGUAGACUGUUGGAAAUGAAGGGUUCACAGAGAUCUUUAGUGGUCGGAUGAGAUACAGUUUUGGUGUCGAACACCCCUCUCCUAUAGUCGAGCCCGGCCGUAAUUUAUUUCGGAAAUUAACAAGAGGCAGGAGGAAAUUGAUGCGCCGAACGGUGCCGUGAGGCAAGGCGCAAUUCUUGGGAGACGGCCCUAUGCGGGUCUUGGAUCUGAUCCAAGCUGUAUUUUAGCACAAGAAGACUAUUUUCUCCGUCCCUUCUUUCUACCUCGGCGUGACGUUAGCAGGGAAGGGUAUCAAGGACGGUGUCGUCCAGUUAGUUGCACAUCUCUAUCUGAGGCUCUGUCGCUUUCAUCUGUCGCUUUCAUCUUCGGCACUGUGCUCGCACCAAGAACUUGGGAGUGAUGGAGGAACUGCAAGAUGUACAGUUGACCGAGAUUAAGCCACUUCUGACAGAUGGGAAUUCUGCAAGAAAUUUCCAGGAUUUUGACUGUCAGGAACAUGACAUUGAAACCGCGCACGGGGUGCUCCACGUGACCAUGCGCGGAACUCCGAAGGGGAACAGACCCGUCAUCCUGACCUACCACGACAUUGGUCUCAAUCAUAAAUCUUGCUUCAACACAUUGUUUAACUAUGAGGACAUGCAUGAGAUCACGCACUACUUUGCCGUCUGCCACGUUGAUGCCCCUGGACACCAGGAAGCGGCUCCACCUUUCCCAACAGGGUACCAGUACCCAACCAUGGAUGAGCUGGCUGAGAUGCUGACUGCAGUUCUAACCCACUUAAACAUCCAAAGUGUGAUUGGAAUUGGAGUUGGGGCUGGGGCCUACAUCCUUACCAGAUUUGCGCUGAAUCACCAAAAUCUCGUUGAGGGACUUGUCCUGAUCAACAUUGACCCUUGCGCUAAAGGCUGGAUGGACUGGGCUGCAUCAAAGCUCACGGGAUGGACCACCAACUUGGAUGACAUUGUGCUGGGUCAUCACUUCAGCAGCGACGAGCUGGAAAAUAACCUGGAGCUGAUCCAGACCUAUCGACUCCACAUCGCCCAGGAUAUCAACCAGGAAAACCUGCAUCUCUUCGUCAACGCAUACAACAGUCGCAGAGACCUGGAAAUUGAAAGACCAAUUAUUGGUAUUAAUGAAACCACGGUUAAAACGCUGCAGUGCUCUGCCUUGUUGGUUGUUGGUGACACCUCUCCCGCCGUGGAUGCUGUGGUCGAGUGUAAUUCCAGGCUAAACCCAACAAACACGACACUACUGAAGAUGGCAGAUUGCGGAGGUCUACCACAGGUUGUCCAGCCUGGCAAGCUGACCGAAGCCUUCAAAUACUUUGUGCAGGGAAUGGGCUACAUGCCAGCAGUCACCAUGACCAGGCUAGCCCGGGCCAGGACCGCUUCCGUAUCGAGCGUGGGAUCCGGCGACAUCGCUCGCAACCAGUCUCCCGCCGUCAGCCAAGCCGAUGCCAUCAGGAACAGAGAAACAAACCAAGGUGCCGCUCAGACCAUGAAGGUCUCCUGCUAAAGCAGCAUUGUCAUCCUCUUAUUUAUAUUUUUCCUUUGCCCUCUUUCUUGAUUUAAGAAAUUCCCUGUCGACAUGGCUGAGCCUUCAGUGCAGAAUCUCAACAGUAGAGAGCAAGGUUCUUGUUUAACUGUCGCGGUAGUGCAUGCUGGCACCUCGGUUGUAGCUUUCGUCUAUGGUUGAUGUUUGUGUUUUGUUUCUAUUGCUAUAUUUUCACCCAAGUAGUGAAUGCACACUUAUUUUCCAGCAUUCUCUGAGUUAGCCACGAUUCAUAAGUUCAUAAAUUAGAGGAGCGGAAUUUGGCCAUUCGGCCCAUCAAGUCUACUCCGCCAUUCAAUCACAGCUUAUCUAUCUUUCACUCUCAACCCCAUUCUCCUGUCUUCUCCCUGUAAUGCCUGACCCCAUACUAAUCAAGGACCUAUCAAUCUCCACCUUAAAAAUAUCCAUUGACUUGGCCUCCACAGCCUUCUGAAUUCCACAGAUUCACCACCCUCUGACUAAAGAAAUUCCUCCUCGCCUUUCUAAAGAUGCGUCCUUAUAUUCUGAGGCUAUGGCCGCUGCCCCUAGACUAGUGGAAAUAUCCUCUCCACAUCCACUCUAUCCAUUCCGGUAAGUUUCAAUGAGGUGACCGCUCAUCCUUGAUUUGUUUAUUCCCACUGGAUUUAAAGGGCAGUGCCAGAAUUUCCUUGCUAUUCACUGUAAAGCUUCUCAAUAGACAGACGCUGAAAUCUAUAAUUCUGCAUAGUUUUUCAGAAUACAGUUUUUUGGGGGGGUUUUUUGCAACCUCACGCUCUGUUACAUAUGGGCUAAAAUAGGUGGUGCUUAUAGAUACAGAGAUGGGUUCCUGCUCGUGAUUUUUGGGUUAAUGUCACAGUUAAAUCUUCAGUACGUGGAGAUUUGACGGUGGGGGGGGGGUUUAGUUCAGUGAUACAACGUAGAAACGGGUCCUUCGGCCCACCGAGUCCGCGCCGAUCAGCGAUCUCCGUACACCAACACUAUCUUACACACUAGGGACAAUUUUAACCAAAGCCGAUUAGCCUACAAACCUGGACUUCUGCAGAGUGUGGGAGGAAACCGGAACUCCCAGAGAAAACCCACGCGGUCACGUGGAGAACAUACAAACUGUGUGCAAGCAGCGACCGUAGUCAGGGUCGCACCUAGGUCCCUGGCGAUGUAAGGCAGCAACUCUACCGCUGCUCCACCCUACCGUAUACUUUGUGGGUUUGAUUAUUUAAUUCCAAAGAUGUGCUCAAAUAACCGAACCGGGUCUUUCAACCUCGUUAACUCUACCCAUAACCCACGCCAAUUAUCCUGAUACUCAUGGCCAGUUCAAACUUGAGCAUCGCUGACACAAAGCUAACAGGCUUGGUGUCCAUUUUGAAGAUUCAAGGUGAUCUCAGCAAGUGCUGAAGCUUCGAUUACUUUUUAUUUAACCAGCUCUACCGUUGCUUUCCCCCACCCGCGACCCAUGGACUGGGCAGUCAUUGGGAAUACGUCACGUUGCAGGACCUCCUUAAUGUUUGGAGCUGCGCCUCUCCCAUAUAACGAAGGUUAUUGGGCAAUAUGUGUCUGGGUCUUUUGUCACCAAGGUAAGACGCAGAGUUCUGGAGUAACUCAGCAGGUCGAUCAGCUUCUCUGGAGGGAAUGGAUGGGUGACGUUUCAGGUUAUAACCCUACUUCAGAGCCAGUAUCUCUGGAGAACAUGGAUGAGCAACGUUUCAAUUAGGGGCCCCUCUUCAGAGCUUGAAGAAGGGUCCCGAUUCAAUGUUGCCACCCAUGUUCUCCAGAGACAUUGGUUGACCCACUGAGAACCCAGUACAUUGUGUCCUUUUUUUUGCAUCUGCAACUCCUUGUAUCGCUGUUUUCUCUCCAGGAUUUGAGUCCAGUUAUCCACCCAAAUCAGUAACGUGAGUGAGAUGCCACUGAGGGGUGAGAGGAACAUACUUUUUUGCAACUGUUUUAAGUUUUUCCCCAAAACCUGUUCAGCAUUUACUUAAAUCCCAACAUCCAUAUCAAAAAUGGAACUGCAGAUGCCUGUUUCCACAAAAGGACUCAAAGUGCUGGAGUAACUCAGCGGGUCAGGCAGCAUGUCUGGAGAACGUGGGUAGAUGGCGUUUCGGGUUGGGACCCGGAAUAAGGAUCGGGACUCAAAACACCACCUAUCCAUGUUAUCUAGAGAUGCUAUCUGACUGGCUGAGUUACUCCAACUCUUAGUGACUUUUCCAGGGUGGGAAUUCCUAUUAAAUGUUAACUCUCCUCUCGAUUUCGGUGGUGGAAGAGGUGCACUACGGGUGCUGUCUGCACAGAGUUUUACGUUCUCCCGGUGACCGCGUGGGUUUUCUCUGGAUGCCUCGGUUUCCUCCCACACUCCAAAGAUGUACAGGUUUGUAGGUUAAUUGGCUUUGGUGAAAACUGUAUAUUGUCCCCGGUGUGGGGUGAUCGUUGGUCGGCACGGACUGGAUGGGCCGAAGGGCCUGUUUCCACGCUGUAUCUGUAAAGUCUGAAGGUUUGAGCUUGAGCAGUUUUGUUUCCUUUCUGUCAUUGGGCACAGGGUGAAAGAAGGCCGGCUGAUGUGACUCUAACGCCCUCACCCUGUGACCCAGCUCUGCAUCCAUCCCUUCUGCAUCUUUUGUUCUCCACAAGACUGGAGCACCACCAGCUUAAAAAAUAUUUUUCAAUAAAAUGCUACACAAAACAAGAGGAUACAGAUACAAAAGCUGUUUGUGUGAGCUUGUGGCAUCAGUGUGUAGGUUUGUUGUGAUAAAAUCCCCGGCACCUGACUCUCGCGCUGUCUUUAAUCAUCUAGAGAGGAACUAAACUGAUGUGGAAAUAAAACUCGUUCUUGCUUACGGUUUGAAACUGGUUGCUGGAGUUUCUGGCUCCAGAUGUUUGUGUUUUUUUGCAGCUGGAGUUCAUUUAAAGCAUUUAUUAAAAUUUGAAUGUGUUGUGUACAAA